AUGACAUCUACGGGCUACCAUUGUGGGUUUCCGGGUUGCAACGCGGGAUAUCAACGGAAAGGGCACCUUCGUCGCCACGAGGCCCAACAUAGAGAGGGUCGGGCUCUACAGUGCUCAACAUGCACCCAAGUAUUCCAUAGACGUGACACACUGCGACGACAUGUUCAAACAGUGCACGGCAUAGCGGAGCCUGCGGCGCAGCUGAAACAAGCGUGUACGCACUGUCGCAAUCAAAAGAUUCGGUGCGACGGCGGGCCACCGUGUACCAAUUGCCAGCGUCGCGGAAUCCAGUGCUCACUUGCGCGGCAGGCGGAAGUGGUACAGCCAGGUCCUUCUCCCAAUAAUGCGCUAGACACACGAUGGACGAGGCAGGGAUUUCUUCGCCUGCCACCCAGAAUGCGCCGAUCAGAAAUUGAAGACCGCUUUGUUGGCAGGUAUUUUGACUUGUUUCACCCGCACUGGCCGUUCAUUCAUCAGGGCACAUUUACCGAGUAUGAGACGCCAUUACUGAUUCAGUCGAUGGUUGUUAUUGGGAUGUGGAUGACCGACGAGGAGGAGACACGAUGUCAGGCGAUUAAUCUGCAUAAGGUGCUUGGUGACGCCAUACGUCAGCAAACGGAACAUUGGGAUGGCUCCCUCUCAGAGGCGCCAUGCGCUUCCUCCUCAUGGCCCAUCCCAACAUACCAAGCCAUCCUGCUACACAUAAUAUCCGCCGGGAUGAUCAGAGGCAGUGGGAGCCUCCUUCCAGACCUAAAGCCUUCUCUUACGGCCCCGGAUGCGGAUCUACUUCAAAGGUUCGUUGCGAGUUGUAAAAAGCUCGGAAUGUUUUACUAUCCAAAUAUUCUCGCCCGCCAUCCCAAGAACCAGCCGGCUGCCUAUAUCUGGGUUAGCAUUGAGGAGAUCAAACGGUUCAACCUGACUCUGUUUAAAGUCUGCAAAUCGUUCAGUGGAUUAAGUAGGCAGAGGAGAGAUCUAGAUGGCCUCAUCGACGACAGAGAGAAAACAGUAAGUUGGGGUCUGUCAGCACGCGAUUUGCAAUUCCCGUUGCCGAGGAAUGCGCCAUUGUGGAACGCUCUAAAUCCUGAAGAAUGGUUCGCUGCGGAUACAGAGAAUGUGUACCGGCAUGGCCCGGGUGAUAUUUUAGAACAGGCUUGGAUCUCGUGGUCCGCGGAUGUAUUGGAUGAUUUAACUGAAAGUUGA
Penicillium bovifimosum is the source of this 1200-nucleotide messenger RNA. RefSeq names its product Zn(II)2Cys6 transcription factor domain-containing protein. Gene Ontology annotation, biological process: regulation of DNA-templated transcription; DNA-templated transcription. The record is from RefSeq and is a predicted model, not a curated record. The transcript has 3 exons. The coding region runs from base 1 to 1200 and encodes 399 amino acids. Gene Ontology annotation, molecular function: DNA-binding transcription factor activity, RNA polymerase II-specific; DNA binding; zinc ion binding. NCBI's taxonomy places the organism in Eukaryota, Fungi, Ascomycota, Eurotiomycetes, Eurotiales, Aspergillaceae.